This is a messenger RNA of Pomacea canaliculata, 4274 nucleotides long. RefSeq names its product protein TEX261-like. Gene Ontology annotation, cellular component: Golgi membrane; COPII-coated ER to Golgi transport vesicle; endoplasmic reticulum membrane. Gene Ontology annotation, biological process: endoplasmic reticulum to Golgi vesicle-mediated transport. The coding region runs from base 220 to 822 and encodes 200 amino acids. The record is from RefSeq and is a predicted model, not a curated record. The transcript is spliced from 6 exons. Gene Ontology annotation, molecular function: COPII receptor activity. NCBI's taxonomy places the organism in Eukaryota, Metazoa, Mollusca, Gastropoda, Architaenioglossa, Ampullariidae.
CUUAUUGGACAGAACCUAAAAUAUUAUUUAUUAUCAAAGAUGAAAACUUAUUAGAAAUCUGGCUACAGGUCAGUUGUAUAAUCUUUUCAUACACUUUUCAGCUCCUUUUCUUAGCUAUGCAGGGGAAGAUACUCUCAGUGACGACACGGUGAAUGCGUCUUCUUUUCGUACGCUGUCAAGAUCUACGCCUUGGACUUCAUUAUCCUAUCGACUGUGAAGAUGUGGUUCAUGUAUGCGUUAAGCUGGAUAGCAUUAGCUAUCCAAAUAUCAGUUGCCACUUUGUCCAUAGCUGCUGGGUUAUAUUAUCUGGCAGAACUUGUUGAGGAAUACACUGUGAUGACAGCAAAGAUUAUCAGAUUCUUGAUUGGGCUAACAACAGUUGUGUACAUCCUCAUCUUUCUGUUUGAGAACUUCCCACUACUGAACAUUGCAGUUGGCCUGUUAACAAACAUUGCCUACUCCUGUGUACUUCAGAAUUUCCCAUUUUUUGACAUCACUUCACCUGCUUUCAUAGCAUCUCUAGUGCUGCUGUUUUUUGACCACUACCUUGCAUUCUCGUACUUCUCUGAUGUUUGGUAUCCUUUUGCAGAGGUCCUAGCAUUUUUCACAAUUUGUUUGUGGCUGGUUCCGUUUGCAUUUUUUGUGUCACUCUCAGCCAAUGAAAACACACUACCAAUGACAGCUGAUGUACCUCGCUCCACGGAUGAUUCCGAUAUUGUUAGCAACUACUUCAGUCACAGACGAAAGAAAUAUGGACUGCUAUCACUGUUCAAGAACGUGCAAGACAGUGUUCUUCCUCAACGAAUGAAAAAAAGUUACUAAGGAUUUAGUCUUGCCUGAAUUGUGAGAUACUUGUUCCUGUGACAUGGCCAUAGGUUACUGUGUGUGAAAGUAUUGUUAGUCACUGGUAUGUUUGACAUACUCCUAUACAGCUCGUCCUUGUGGGUGUGAAGGGCAUUAGUUGAACUCAUUGCAUCUGUCAUUUAUCAUGCACUGCUCACCACUGCUGUUCUUGCUUCCAUUUUACAAUUAGGAGUGUUUUAGCAAUAAUUUCUUAACAGGUAAUAUACAUCUUAAACAAUCUCAUGUUUGCUGAAGAGCACCACCGUGCAUAUGUUAAUUUUGUUAUUUUUUCAAAUUAUUAUUUUGCUACUAGUUGUGAGACUGUUUGAUGCAUGUUGAGUUGAUUAGGUAGAGAACAGCUGGGGGAGGGAGAAAGUAUGCAUAAGACAUCCUAUAUGUAAGCCAUGGUGCUGCUGAACACAUUUUCAGCUAAAAUGAGGUUUGCUUUCAGACUGUGCAAUAUUAGCAGGCAAGUGGAGUUUGGGUAUUUUUUAUGUUGUACCCUUAAACAUCUCGAGGUGGCCUUUGAAAUUUUAAGUCAUAAAUUUUAUUCUAGAUUUUUGUUGUUAUAGAAGUUACACAGAAAACAGCAGUUGACAACCAUAUAUUGGUUAACAAAACCUUAAGAUGUUAAUGUUUUCAUUGAGACCAAUCUCAAUUGUAAACAGCUGAUUAUUUCAACUAUAAUUUAUCUUUUUUUCUGGUUUCCAUUUUAUAGAAAAGGCAGUAACAUUUGAAAUUACAUAGAGCAUAAAAAAAAAAAAAUCAGAAAUCCACUUCAAAAAAUAUUACAGAAUUAUGGUAAUUUUCAAAUAUGUUUACCAUAAUUUAAUUCAGGAAAAGUGAAAAAGAGAUGAGAUUGUAUCAUAUCAAAUACAACAAACAGUAAAGACUGACAUGAAGAAGAAGGUUAUAGAGCUUGAAGUCGUUCCUUUUUUUCUGUGCCCACAACAAUUGUACAUAAAUGAAAAAAAAAAUCUAGAUGGCAAGUGACAUUUGUUUUAUAUUAAUAAAGUAGAUGUCAUUCUGUUUAGAAGAACAGGCAUGCUGAAUAUAGCAUUGUAUGUGAAGCAUCAGUUUUGCGGCAGCUUGAUUUGAAAAAAAUAUGUGAACUGGUUCUGUUUUUUUGGCAGGUGAAUGGCUGGGCAUAUAGACACUUCGUUUUCUGCAUUUUGAGUGAGAUCUUACCUGCAUAUAUAUAUAAAACUUGGUAGUUAACUUAUCGUUAAACUUAACUUAUCGUUAAACAAGAAAAUGCUACAAACCAGUCCCCAAAGGGUUUCAAAAAAAAUUUAUGGCUUUUGUACUAGAUUUUGAAUGAAUGUUGUAGGUCCAUGCGAAAAAAAAAAAAAAAGUUAUCCUGUAUUGUAAUGACACCAUGUUCUCUUCCCCAGUCUACAAGACUGGCUAAAGAUGUUUUUGAAAAGGGCUGAUAAGCAAAUGAGCUGCAGUGACCACUGUGAUGACAUUCUCUACUGCAUAUUUUUUGCAUUCUUGCAUCUUUUACAGAUUCAUUUAUAGCAUGUAUGAAUUUGAGUGAAUGCAUACAUAAGCAUAAUAAAAGCAUCCAUAGAAUAUUUCAUCAGGUUAUUACUGACAUUUUAUUCUUUCUCCAGUGUCCAUAAAUAAAGCUUGUGCAUGUUUUUUCAUUAACCAUUAUUGACAUGAAUAGCUUGUAUGAAUCAGAACAAAUAUGUAAUGCUUAUUUGGAUUAUUGAAAGUUUUAAAACGAAAGUGUGAUAUAAUAUGUAUCCAUGAGUCACUCCUAAUGCUUGGGGAUUUUGUGUGCUUCUUGAAGGUUUGCAAAUAGUUUUUUUAUAUGGUAAUGACACCCUAAAUAUAGCUGAAGAAUAUCUUUGAGUAAAAUUUGUUCUGUUUAGCUUCAAAAAGUUUUGCUUGCUAAGGUACACAUUGUUAUUAUAUGACCAUAUUUUCAAGGUGAAUUUUUAUUGUAUGUACAGUUUAUGAUUGCAAAAUGUUGAGUGAAAUUAAAACUUUCCUGUGACUAUGAAUGCUUGCUUUUAACAGAUAUCUGAGACAGUAUUGCAAUGCUUUGGAGGUUUUCUUGUGCAUUUGUUACAUUGAAGAUAUUCUUCGCUUGUAAGAAUUAAACUGAGGUGAAAAAAAGAGUGGAUUUUGAUAUUUGUGUGACCUGAUUUUAACUUUUUUUUGUUUGUUUGUGUGGUUGACAACUUCUACUGUCAGCUGACAGAUGUGGCUUUAGAGAUGCAACCAUGCUCAAAUGCAGCUUUACAGGACAUGAUGACAAUUUCAAAUCAGUUGUUUUGUAAAUAGCUCAAAAACUUUGUUUGAUUUUUCAAUUGACUUUUAAUUAGUUCGUACUUUAUUGUUGUUAGAUGUCUUAAGGUCACUAUUCAGAUUAUCAUUUUGUGAUGCAUUUCUCUGUUGGAAUCUUUUCCCCUAUAUCUCUUCUUGAAUUUCUCAUUUGAACAUUUUUUUUUAUGCACAAGUGGGUUGUGGGGAGGAGGAUUAAAUAAGUGUUAAUGGCUUUUAUCCAAAAACAUACUUCCAAUCCAGUCAGAAAUGGAAGUUAUUUCUGUGGAAGAAAUGUGAUGUCUUUUCAGAAGAAAGAACAGACUAAUGAGCACAAAAGACAUUAUAUUGAUCAUGUCGAAAGAAUAUUAAGGUUCUGCUAUGCAAUCAGUUACACUACCACCUAGUGCCGAAUACCACUUUUGACAUAAAAUUUAGCAAGUGUUUUGACAUUGUAUUGCAAAAAAUACUUUUUGUGACUGUGUGUUUAUGUGUGAUGUUUUGAGUUUGUUACAAUGGUGGAUUCUUUAGUCAUUUGGGAAAGUCAUCAUGAAAAAUAAAACCAGUAGACAUCCUGUUGGAAACAUUAAAAACUCAAAAAGUUGACAACAGUCAUACCCCUUGUGAAUGUUAUAUGGAUUGAAAGGGUGAUUAUGUGAACUGAUUACAAUUUUUGGAGUGUUCUGGAAAAAGGAUAUUUUAUUAACAGAAAUGUUACAGCACUGGAGCAAUCCUUAUCUAAUAUGGUGGAGGGUCGCAAGGUACAUGAAAAGGAAUCUUUGCUUCCCUAAUUCAUGAACACCUGCAUUCCCUGUUAUGCUUCUUUGUAUUUUACAUAUUUAUUAUCACAAACUUCAGAGUGUAGAAUGUUCCAAUCUGCUUUUUAUUCUUGAAGAAUAAGCCUCAUACCACAGAAGAAAGAGCUGCAUUUUUAUGGUCUAAAUUGAAAGGUGCACUGUUUUGAAAGUUUUUGUGCUUUGACAAUGUCAUCACAAAGCAAAGCAUAAUGUACUGCAUGUUUUAAUUAAAUGCAUCCUUAAAUCGAAGGAAUCUUAUGACCUCCCACUAACUUCCUGUCCUAAAUGUAUGUCUGAAUGCAGCUGUUUUUGAAUGCAUGUUAAUCUUUUAGAGUUUGAAAAUAAAGAUUUGAUAAUCCU